Messenger RNA from Dipodomys ordii (Ord's kangaroo rat), 246 nucleotides. RefSeq names its product chemokine (C-C motif) ligand 24 (gene Ccl24). Gene Ontology annotation, biological process: immune response. Lineage: Eukaryota; Metazoa; Chordata; Mammalia; Rodentia; Heteromyidae. Gene Ontology annotation, cellular component: extracellular region. The transcript has 2 exons. Gene Ontology annotation, molecular function: chemokine activity. The coding region runs from base 1 to 246 and encodes 81 amino acids. The record is from RefSeq and is a predicted model, not a curated record.
AUGGUGGUUAUUCCCUCCACCUGCUGCCUGUCCUUUAUUUCCAAGAAAAUUCCUGAGAGCCGAGUGGUCAGCUACUGUUUAGCCAAUAGGAGCGUCUUCCCCAAGGCCGGGGUGAUGUCAGUUACUCUCCAAGGAUCCAUGGGUCUGCGGGGCCCCAAGCAGCUGUGGGUGCAGAGGUAUGUAAGAGACCUGGAUGCCAGGAGAAGCAUCCUUCCUCAGGUCCAGGGCAACAUCAGCACCCCUUAA